AUGGUCGAUCGAACAGUUGUUGUUACCGGAGCUACCGGCCUUCUUGGCCGGCAAGUGUCUCGCGCAUUUCAGAGGAAGGGGUGGAACGUAAAAGGCACUGGGUACUCUCGAGCUGACGGCGUUGACGUGCUGAAAGUAGACCUUGGCAAUCCCAGCGAGAUCAACAAGCUUCUGGAAGAGACAAAGCCAGAGGUCAUUGUUCAUUGCGCAGCAGAGCGUUUCCCCGACAAGGUUGAAAAAGACCCUGAGGGGGCCAAGAAACUCAAUGUGUCGGCCACGUCAUCGCUCGCGCAAUCCGCAGCGGCCAGGGGUGCCUUCCUCAUCUACAUUUCGACCGACUACGUGUUUCCCGGACGGCCCGGGGAGGCACCCUAUGAGGCCGACGCCGAAACAAACCCACCCAACUUGUAUGGUCAGACCAAGCUGGACGGUGAAAAGGCGGCACUGGCGGCGGGCGGCGGGGCGGCGGGCUCAGCUGUGGUGCUCCGGGUGCCCGUGCUCUACGGAUCGGCAGAGACGCCGGCGGAGAGUGCCGUCAAUGUGCUGCUGGAUGCCGUCUGGAAGUCUCAGACAGAGGGCAAGAAAUUUAAGAUGGACCACUGGGCGCCACGCUACCCGACGAACACCGAAGACGCGGGUCGAGUCUGUCAUGAUAUUGCGGAACACUACCUGAACGCUCCUGAUCGGGCCGCUCUGCCCAACAUUUUGCAAUUCUCGAGCGAAGAUCGAAUGACCAAGUAUGAAAUGUGCCAAAAGUUUGCGGAGAUUAUGGGGUUGCCGACGGACAACAUUGAGCCCAACACAGAAGGCAACGAUCCGGCUGCCGCCGUGCAGCGUCCUUACGACACGCACUUGAGCACGAAGGCGCUCAAGAGUCUGGGUGUCGAUGUUUUCACCUGCGAUUUUACAGCGUGGUGGAGGCGCGAGCUGGGGGCGUUUCGCAAGUGA
Molecule: messenger RNA, 948 nt
Organism: Cordyceps fumosorosea ARSEF 2679
Lineage: Eukaryota; Fungi; Ascomycota; Sordariomycetes; Hypocreales; Cordycipitaceae
Product: NAD dependent epimerase/dehydratase family protein
Exons: 4
Coding region: 1-948 (315 amino acids)
Biological process (GO): S-adenosylmethionine biosynthetic process
Cellular component (GO): methionine adenosyltransferase complex
Molecular function (GO): methionine adenosyltransferase regulator activity
Source: RefSeq, a predicted model, not a curated record